Molecule: messenger RNA, 1285 nt
Organism: Aspergillus uvarum CBS 121591
Lineage: Eukaryota; Fungi; Ascomycota; Eurotiomycetes; Eurotiales; Aspergillaceae
Product: putative nucleolin protein Nsr1
Exons: 2
Coding region: 213-1139 (308 amino acids)
Molecular function (GO): RNA binding
Source: RefSeq, a predicted model, not a curated record
GUGGGUAUUUGCGAAAGCAAUCAGUGGGCUAUUCUUAUCUCAAAUCGGGUGAUUUGUGGGACUCAAGAAAAUUUUCGCCGCACAAGAAGUUUCUCUGUGAUCAAUUUUAUCUGGUAUGUCUCCACCCCGGCUCUCAUAUAUCGACCCAUCCGCCAUCCGCCAUCCUCACCUCUUUCCACUAACCAACCAUUCUUCCUAUCCCCAGAUUCAAAAUGUCUAAGACCAAGUCCGUUUCCAAGAAGGGUGAGAAGCCCGUUGACAAGGCCUUGAGCAAGGUCAAGGAUGCCGGUGUGAGCAAGGCUGCUCAGUCCCCCAAGUCCAAGAGCAAGCAGAUUGCCAAGGCUGUUGUGACCAAGGAGAAGAAGUCCUCCAAGAAGAAGAAGGAGCCUACUCCCUCUGAGUCUUCCGAGUCCGAGUCCGACAGCGAUGAGGAGAUGGAGUCCGACUCUAGCUCCAGCAGCGAGAGUGAGGAUGAGAAGCCCGCUAAGAAGGAUAACAAGAAGAAGGUCGAGUCCGAGUCCGACUCUGACUCUGACAGCGAUGAGGACAUGAAGGAUGCCUCCAGCAGCGAGAGCGAGAGCGAGAGCGAGGAUGAGAAGCCUGCCAAGAAGGAGACCAAGAAGGUUGCCAAGAAGGAGGAGUCCAGCGACUCGGAGUCCUCCGAGUCUGAGGAUUCUGACUCUGAGUCCGAGAAGGAGGCCCCCAAGAAGGCUGAGAAGAAGGUUGAGUCCGAGUCCGACUCUGAUUCCGACUCUUCCUCUUCUGAGGAGGAGGCCCCCAAGAAGGCCGCCAAGGAGUCCAGCGACAGCGACUCUGACUCCGAGUCUGAGGACGAGAAGAAGGCCGAGAAGGAAUCUUCCGACUCUGAUUCUUCUGACUCUGACUCCUCCGACUCUGAGUCUGAGAGCGACGAGGCUCCCAAGGAGUCCAAGAAGCGCAAGGCUGAGGACGAGAGCGCCGCUACCCCCAAGAAGACCAAGGUUGAGCAGCCCGCUGAGGGUGCCUCCGCCAACCUUUUCGUCGGCAACCUGUCCUGGAACGUCGAUGAGGAGUGGCUCCAGCGCGAGUUCGAGGGCUUCGGUGAGCUCUCUGGCUGCCGCAUCAUGACUGAGCGUGAGACUGGCCGCUCUCGCGGGUAAGCAUUAUAUUCCACCUUUGGUAUCUGGGUCUUUGCUAAUCAUGUAUCCUAGUUUCGGUUACGUUGAGUUCACCAACGCUGCUGAUGCUGCUAAGGCUUUCGAGGCCAAGAAGGGCGCUGAGAUCGAUGGCCGCACCAUCAACCUCG